UCUUCAAUUUGUUUACAUUAUUGAGCAAAUGGCUGUUUUAAAUGUUUCUAAAUCGAACCUCACUCAGACUUUAUUGGUGCUGGAUCCAGAUGCACAUUUGAAGGCAGUCUUGUUUAUGACACCAUGUGUUAUUUUUCUCUAUGUAAACGGAGUCAUGCUUUUCACCUUAAGGCAAAAGACUGUUUUUCUGGAAACGUCCCGUUACAUUCUGUUCAGUCAUAUGCUUUGGGUCGAUACGCUCAAUUUGUUAAUGAGUAUACCUGUAUAUUUAAUUGGCUUUAGUAGGACCUUAUUUAUAAAAAAUGUCUGUUUUAUUAUUCUGGCAGCUCCAUCGUUUCUCUUUCAGGUUUCAAUUUUAAAUCUGGCUUUAAUGUCUCUGGAAAGGUAUGUGGCCAUCUGCUUUCCUCUCAGGCAUGCAGAUUUCACCACUUACAGAAGAACUCACAUGGCCAUUGGUGCUGUCUGGAUGAUAGGGUUAAGUCAGUGCUUUUCUGAAAUGAUUAUUUUCUAUGCUAUUGAUACUACAAGCACAGUGAUGAAUUUGUUCUGCUCAAGAACGACUCUUUUCAGACUGCAGGUGUAUAAGAAUCUUGAUAUAGCCUUCACUUGUAUAUUUUUUGUGUCUGUGUGUUUUACUAUAAUCUUUACUUAUGCCUCAAUAGCAGCUGUGGCUAAAACAGCCUCCUGUGAUAAGUUGUCAGCUAAAAAAGCCAAUAAGACUGUACUGUUACAUCUAAUACAGUUGGGUCUGGGUGCCGCAUCUAUUUUAGUUGGGGUUAUCCAAGAGGCAAUUUUUGCUCAUACCGAUUUUAAGACUUCAUUAAAUGUAAUGUAUUUUUGCUUUUUAGUGUUUAUAAUUUUUCCAAAAUGUUUAAGUCCUCUUAUAUAUGGCCUGAGAGACAAGGCUUUCAGUUGCUUAUUUAAAUACUACUUUACAUGUGCUAAAGGCAAAAUCAAACCAGUUUUGAUAGAAGGACACGUUUAG
Paramisgurnus dabryanus is the source of this 985-nucleotide messenger RNA. RefSeq names its product odorant receptor 131-2-like. Gene Ontology annotation, cellular component: membrane. Gene Ontology annotation, biological process: G protein-coupled receptor signaling pathway; detection of chemical stimulus involved in sensory perception of smell. NCBI's taxonomy places the organism in Eukaryota, Metazoa, Chordata, Actinopteri, Cypriniformes, Cobitidae. The record is from RefSeq and is a predicted model, not a curated record. Gene Ontology annotation, molecular function: olfactory receptor activity; odorant binding; G protein-coupled receptor activity.